GAGGAGAUCAGAUGCGUGUACAAGUAUGGAUGCAGGAGAAAUAAAUUCAAAAAAAAUAAAAGAUGUCAAUGGGAAACGGUGGGGAGGGGGACAGAUGGAGAUAAACAGUGUCCGCUAGCUUCAAACCGUCCAAAUCAUUUUGGUCUUUAAUCUUUCCAGUCUAUAAUUCGGGUCGACCAAGCUAAGCUAGAAGAUUUUAUACUCUAUUCUACUCUGAAUCUCAACCCCCCUCUCCUCCUCUCCCAACAAAACCUCCUUAUCUAUGGCUGUAAUCGUCGGUGGGUUGUUGCGGGCCGGUGAAUCUGGGUAGCUAGAUAGCUAGCUAGCUGUUGUUCUUCGGGAAGCAUAAUCGUGAUUUUCCGGAUGGAAGUGAUGAUGAAUUUUAGCUUUAAAUAACAAAAGGAAGUGAUUUUUAGUUGCUUUUUAUAGAGUUGCAGAGAGGAUGAAUCACUGCGUUCCGGAUUUUGACAUGGAUGAGGACUUCAAUCUUCCUCCCACCGCUACUUCUUCCUCUGGUUUAACCAGGCAUAAGAAGUCUGCAAUGGGUGAAGAGGAUAUCAUGGAGCUGCUAUGGCAGAACGGUCAAGUUGUUGUGCAUAGUCAAAACCACAGAUCUUUUCAUAAAUCUCACUUUUCCGGGGAUGCCGCGAUUCCGGCUGAGCAGCCUGUCACCAAGGAGAUUCGACCGGCGGGAGAAGAAACGGCGGCGAAUCAGCAUGUGUUCAUGCAGGAGGAUGAGAUGGCGUCGUGGCUUCACUACCCUCUCGAAGAGCCCUCGUUUGACCGUGAUCUCUAUGCCGAUUUGCUGUAUCCACCAGCUUCGUGUGCUCCCGUCUACGCCGCCCCAACCACCGCCGCGCCACCGCGCGAAAUCCGUCCGCCCGUAUCUGAGAUCCGUCAUCUUCCGAUGCAUCAGCCGCCAGCUCCAAGGCCACCUAUUAUACCUCCGGCGAAAAACGCCGACCUCGAAGGCGCGCCACGUGUACAGAAUUUCGGCCAUUUUUCGCGGCUGCCUAGGGCUAGGAUCGAACCUGGACCCUCGAGUUCGAGCCAGGCUGCGAGAGAAUCGACGGUCGUGGACUCGAACGAGACUCCGAUGGUGAAAGCUGAAUCUCUAGCUUCACGCGUCGCAGAGAGUGUGGCGCCGGUUUCUGGCGGGAAUGUAGGCACUGUAGCCACCGGCACGUCCACCGGCAAUAGGGAAAUGAUGACGUGUGAACAAACGGUGACGUCAUCCCCCGGCGGCUCAGGUGCCAGCGCCAGUGCGGAGCCGCCACAGAAGCCGGCGCCAACAGCGACGGACGAUCGGAAGCGUAAAGGAAGAGAAACGGACGACACGGAGGGUCACAGUGAGGACAUUGACUUAGAGUCUGCUGAUACAAAGAAGCAAGCCCGUGGUUCAGCUACAAAGAGAUCUCGUGCUGCAGAAGUCCAUAAUCUCUCGGAAAGGAGGCGUCGAGAUAGGAUUAAUGAAAAGAUGAGGGCUUUGCAGGAACUCAUACCACGUUGCAACAAGUCAGACAAAGCUUCAAUGUUAGACGAUGCAAUUGAGUACUUGAAAUCGUUACAAUUGCAAGUGCAAAUGAUGUCUAUGGGAUGUGGCAUGGUCCCUAUGAUGUAUCCUGGUAUCCAGCAGUAUAUGCCAGCAAUGGGUAUGAGUAUGGGCAUGGGGAUGUGCAUGGAAAUGGGCAUGAAUCGUGGAAUGGUUCCAUAUCCACCACUUCUACCCGGUUCGUCAUUGCCAAAUGCAACAGCAGCAGCACAGAUAAGUCCACGGUUUGCUAUGCCACCAUCAUUUCCAAUGCCACCAGUUCCUAUGCCUGAUCCAUCUAGAGUUCAGACCUCAAACCAACCCGAUCCCAUGCUAAACCCACUCAUUACCCAUAAUCCUAACCAGCAACAAAUACCAAACUGUGCUGAUCCAUAUCAGCAAUUAUUUGGUCUUCACCAGGCACAAGCAACAUUACCGCUGAAUCAAACAGUGGAACAUCCUAUUAAUAGCAAGCCAAGCAGCAGCAAAGAUGUUGGGAAUCCAGGGAAUCAUCAAUCUCGUUGAUGAUUUCCAGGUAGGCCAUUUAUGGUAAGUCUACCACCAACCAAAUUUUGUAGAGUAAGAGAAGCAGUAAUGUGAAUGCAUGCAGUCUACAUUUGCUUGCGGCCUCUGGAAUGCACCGCAGCUAACAUGUUACAUGUAACUAUUCCUGUAUGAUCAAAGUUCCUUUUAUUUAUUUGUUGCUUUUAAUACCCUCUUGCAAGUGCUAUAUAUGUUAGUAUGAUUUUAGAAUUUUAGUUAAGUUCUCAAAGAAAUUACUAUUUUAGUAUAUAUUAGACAUAGAUUAACACCUUUA
Molecule: messenger RNA, 2348 nt
Organism: Ipomoea nil (Japanese morning glory)
Lineage: Eukaryota; Viridiplantae; Streptophyta; Magnoliopsida; Solanales; Convolvulaceae
Product: transcription factor PIF1-like
Exons: 8
Coding region: 443-2056 (537 amino acids)
Biological process (GO): regulation of DNA-templated transcription
Molecular function (GO): protein dimerization activity; DNA-binding transcription factor activity
Source: RefSeq, a predicted model, not a curated record